GGAAUGAUUGGCGCGGGCGACAACCAACCGACGCUGGAGGGCUUGGGUACCUGCGCCAGGCGGGCGGGAACCGUGGCGCGGUGCUGAGGAGGCGCGGGGCGGCGGCCGACAUGUUCCAGGGCGCGGACGCCGAGGCCGGCCGGCCUGGGUCCAGGGCCAUGAAGCCCCCAGGAGGAGAAUCCAGCAAUCUUUUUGGAAGUCCAGAAGAAGCUGUUCCUUCAAGCAGGCCUAAUAGGAUGGCAUCGAAUAUUUUUGGACCAAGUGAAGAACCUCAGAAUGUACCCAAGAGGACAAACCCCCCAGGGGGGAAAGGAAGUGGUAUCUUUGACGAAUCAACUCCUGUGCAGACCCGACAACGUCUGAACCCACCUGGUGGGAAGACCAGUGACAUUUUUGGGUCCCCAGUCACUGCCACUUCACCCCUGGCACACCCAAACAAGCCCAAGGAUCACGUGUUCUUGUGUGAAGGAGAAGACCCAAAGCCGGACCCUAAAGCUGCAGUGAGCACCUCUAUCCGAGAAGAAUCGGGAGACAAAGGCAGCUCGAGAGGAGCAGACCACACCAAGGCACCUGAGCCCACACCCACAGCUGACAGCCAUGAGCCCAGGCUGGGGCCAAGGCCUCGCUCUCACAACAAGGUCCUGAACCCACCGGGAGGCAAAUCCAGCAUCUCCUUCUACUAAAAGGCUACUGCUCUGCCUGUAGCCAGACCAGAAACUCAAGAUACAGUAUUGAAAGUUUAUCGUUUUCUUUAGCCCAAAUUAAAGGGAGUGGGAGAGGGUUGCCCUGUGUGAAGCUGGCUGCUCAGAGGACCGGGCCUUCCAGACUGCAAGCCACAUGUUUGGGAUGGGGAUAAGAGAGGGCUCCCCUGAUGUCUGCUUAUUCGUUCUGAUGGAGCAGGACUCUAAGGUAGGCAAGGGCAGGGAGAUGGUGCUGCACAGCAAGAGGCUUGGUGGGCCCUUCCAGGAGCUGUCUCCUGCUGAUUAGGUAUCCAGGAACAGCUGAAGAAACCCAGUCCGUCUUGUAGCAUGGAGAGGAGGCAAAGACAGAGCUAUCAGGAAGGCAGUGGGAGACCACCAAACCUAGCGUUGUCCUCAUUUUAUCCCGUGUGUCAUCCUGCUCUCCUGAAACAUCGUGACUGCUUUUCCUCAGCAGUAGUCAACUAGAACCAAACAGUUGUCCUCAGCCUACCCCAGUCCUCUGAGUUGCCCAAUUUCUGCACCUCAAACAGUAACCACAUGUCACUAAGAAUCUACCUUUUUGUCUCGGACUUGCCUUGGUCCUUGACGUGCUAGAUUUACUUGUAGAUUGUUCCUUUUCCCCUCAUCAGCCUUGAGUCUGGGCUUUUGUUCUUCACUGAGGGUGUGAAGCUCAUUUCCAAAGCCACACUUCUGCAGGUGAGGCUCACUGGUCUCUGCAGGUCUUAAAAGCUAUUCACACACACCCCACCCCAUACCUGAGUACAGGGCUUAUUCAGAUCCUUCCUGUGUCUUUCUUCCUGUAAUUGGUAGGAAUGCUUGAGAACCUUGGGUUCUUAGGUUGGUUUCUUUGCUAAUAUCUAAAAAGCUAUUUUCAAGUACCAGCUUCACAUAAAUGCCUAUGGACUUGGUUUCUGACAUCUUCCAGAAAGAAGUCCACUGCCUCAGCCACCUUUAGAAACUUAGCAGAACCUCUGGACUAUACUAUAAACAGGUCAGGGUGACAAGUAGUCUCAGCAAAAUCACAACUCAACCACCAGCAGAUGCUGGGCCGACUUGAGUUGUAUUGGUUCAUCUGCCAGGCAGAGAUCCCUCCCUAUCCACUACAGCCUUGGUUCCCUGCUUCCCUCAUGGUGGGCACAUUAACAGGAGAGGGCUUGGGUGGCAUGGCUGUUGCUUUAAGUGCCUAUGGGGCUCAUGCCAGGUGCUAGGAACAUCCUCCAUGUCCUUCAGCUUUGGACAAAUGGUAGGUCUUAUGUGGUCUCUCUGGCCUAGCUGCUUGAGUACCUGCAGGAGCUGUCCUCCAGCCUCUGACUCCUGACUCAUGGAGGGGUCUACAUGUGACUUGUCAACCAAAGAAUCUUAACCCCUUCAGCUGUGCUGUAAACCAUGGAGCUAAAAAACAUGUUCCGUGUAACUCCUGUUCAAAGUCAUUUAUGAGAACAUUGGAAUUUGGGGGUGGGGAGAGUUCCCACCAAAAAGAACUUAAAUGUUGCCUAGCUUUUUAAGCCAAAACCCACUAACUUGUUUAAGUUACAUGGAAAUAGUGUUAAUGGUAGCUGUGAACCACCAUUUGUAAUGAUGUUUUCUUAGAGAAAAUGAAUUGUGAAUUCUAAAUCAGAUUGCCAAGAGGAAAUCUGACAUUACUGUGCUGGUCCCUGCUAUCAUCCCAGUGAGAAGGAAGCGCCAUGUUCCACCCACUGGCAGGGAUUUCUGUAUGUGUUUGGGGAAAUUCAACCUACUGCAGUGUCCCUGGGCAGCAGUGCCCUGCCUUACUUCUGUCCCUGCCUCCCACUUCUUGUCCUCUGAGUCUGCUGGGCAAUGUGCUCACUGCAGGAACAGAGACACUGCCCAGGUGAGCCCAGCAGUGUGGUUGUGGUGGGCACCUGUGUUAGGAAGAUGCUGUCUGUAUGUGGACACAUCCUAUUCUCAACCUCCAAGAUACAUUGAGAAACUAGUCUAUUUUUAUUAAGCCUUAAAUUUUUUUUAAUAACAUCUGGUGCCAAUAUGUUUCUAGAGCUGUAUCAAAACAAGAAACCUGUCCUCACAUCACAAUGCAAUUUUGAUAGGAACAUUUUGUUAUUUUUACAAGGCAGAAUUAGGAAUAAUGGUUGAAUUAAACUUAGUAACCAUGUA
Molecule: messenger RNA, 2834 nt
Organism: Sciurus carolinensis (gray squirrel)
Lineage: Eukaryota; Metazoa; Chordata; Mammalia; Rodentia; Sciuridae
Gene: Jpt2
Product: Jupiter microtubule associated homolog 2
Exons: 5
Coding region: 111-683 (190 amino acids)
Cellular component (GO): nucleus
Source: RefSeq, a predicted model, not a curated record